AUGUUCGUUUCAGCCACGGUGGUCAGCGCCAUUCAAACACUGGUGUGCUUUGGUCUCGCAUGCGCCAUACUUGCGCUCAUUCUCGCAAUCCUAAUCAUCUUCCUGAAAAAGUGGAUGUAUAUUCUGGCGGCAUUCAUGAUAUUAUCGAUACUGUCAGGUGAGUACGUAUCUGUGCUUUAGAGCUGUCGUGACAUCGAGGUUGGCAGGCGAGCAUGUCGGUGUGUAGUAUGUGUUCAGUCAUGACGUUAUUGAUGAUUGCCAAGUACGUGGGUGUGUGGUGUGUCAGCAGCAAUGACGGUAUCGGUAACUGUCAAGUGAUUAUGAGGUUUUUUGUAUGGCGUCAGUCACGACAUUUUUGGAUACUGUCCGUUGAGUAUGUAGGUGUGUAGUAUGUGUUCAGUCACGACAUUUUUGGAUACUGUCCGUUGAGUAUGUAGGUGUGUAGCAUGUGUUCAGUUACGACAUUUUUGGAUACUGUCCGUUGAGUAUGUAGGUGUGUAGUAUGUGUUCAGUCACGACAUUUUUGGAUACUGUCCGUUGAGUAUGUAGGUGUGUAGUAUGUGUUCAGUCACGACAUUUUUGGAUACUGUCCGUUGAGUAUGUAGGUGUGUGUGUGGUAUAAGCCUCACUGGGGCACUUGAAGUAAGAGGAGGAGUCAGUGCGUCUCAUUUAAUGCUAAUAACUGCUCUGAUAACUGCUCUAUUAACUGCCCUAUUAACUGCCCUAUUAACUGCUCUAUUUACUGCCCUAUUAACUGCCCUAUUAACUCUCCUAUUAACUGUCCUAUUAACUGUCCUAUUAACUGUCCUAUUAACUCUCCUAUUAACAGUCUUAUUAACUGCCCUAUUAACUGCCCUAUUAACUGCCAUAUUAACUGCCCUAUUAACUGCCCUAUUAACUGUCCUAUUAACUGUCUUAUUAACUGCCCUAUUAACUGCCAUAUUAACUGCCAUAUUAACUGCCCUAUUAACUACCCUAUUAACUGUCCUAUUAACUGUCUUAUUAACUGCCCUAUUAACUGUCCUAUUAACUGCCCUAUUAACUGCCCUAUUAACUGCCCUAUUAACUGCCCUAUUAACUGCCCUAUUAACUGCCCUAUUAACUGCCCUAUUAACUGCCCUAUUAACUGCCCUAUUAACUGUCCUAUUAACUGUCUUAUUAACUGCCCUAUUAACUGUCUUAUUAACUGCCCUAUUAACUGUCCUAUUAACUGCCCUAUUAACUGUCUUAUUAACUGCCAUAUUAACUGCCAUAUUAACUGUCCUAUUAACUGUCUUAUUAACUGCCCCAUUAACUGCCCUAUUAACUGCCCUAUUAACUGCCCUAUUAACUGUCCUAUUAACUGUCUUUUUAACUGCCCUAUUAACUGCUUUAUUAACUGCCCUAUUAACUGCCAUAUUAACUGCCCUAUUAACUGCCAUAUUAACUGCCCUAUUAACUGCCCUAUUAACUGCCCUAUUAACUGUCCUAUUAACUGUCUUAUUAACUGCCCUAUUAACUGCCCUAUUAACUGCCCUAUUAACUGCCCUAUUAACUGUCCUAUUAACUGUCUUAUUAACUGCCCUAUUAACUGUCUGAUUAACUGCCCUAUUAACUGCCCUAUUAACUGCCAUAUUAACUGCCCUAUUAACUGUCCUAUUAACUGCCCUAUUAACUGUCUUAUUAACUGCCAUAUUAACUGCCCUAUUAACUGCCCUAUUAACUGUCCUAUUAACUGCCCUAUUAACUGCCCUAUUAACUGCCCUAUUAACUGUCCUAUUAACUGCCCUAUGAACUGCCCUAUUAACUGCCCUAUUAACUGCCCUAUUAACUGUCAUAUGAACUGCCCUAUUAUCUGCUCUAUUAGCUGCCCUAUUUACUUCCCUAUGAACUGCCCUAUUAACUGCUCUGAUAACUGCUCUAAUAACAUGCACUGAUGCUGGGACUGACCUUACAUGAGCACUGAAAACUAUUUUUUAAAAAUUACUUUUUAGUUGUUGUUUUUUUUAACCCAUGACACUAAUGUGUUUAAUGUUUACCCAGGUGUUUGUACACUGGUGGGCGUGUCCCUCUUCCACGCACACUACUCACACCUGUGCCCCGUGAGUUGCAGCUGGGUCUUCGCGCUGCUGGGCAGCUUCUUGGUGAUGUCGUCCGCCGUGGUCAUGGGCUGUGCCUUCAAGAGAGGCGAGAUACAAUUUGGUGACGAAAGAAUAAGACUUCAAAUGAAUUUUGUUGUAUUUUCCUGUGUGUGUUGAUGUCUCAAGUUUAAUUUUGUACUACGCCUUCCCUGCAAGUUUUUAAUGAAAGAUAGAGUAAUGAAGAGAUAGGGUUGGAAUGGACGACAGGCAAAGAGAGAAAAAGAGAGACACGGAGAAAGAGUGUGAGAUAGAGAGUAAACGAAAGAUAGACAUAAAUGCAGAUGUGCAAUCGACAGAUAAAUAUACAUAUUGGACGGAUAGAA
Molecule: messenger RNA, 2443 nt
Organism: Lymnaea stagnalis (great pond snail)
Lineage: Eukaryota; Metazoa; Mollusca; Gastropoda; Lymnaeidae
Source: the annotation of a GenBank genome assembly